Anolis carolinensis (green anole) is the source of this 1373-nucleotide messenger RNA. RefSeq lists its product as uncharacterized. Gene Ontology annotation, molecular function: nucleic acid binding; zinc ion binding. The record is from RefSeq and is a predicted model, not a curated record. Bases 12 to 1133 code for a protein of 373 amino acids. Lineage: Eukaryota; Metazoa; Chordata; Lepidosauria; Squamata; Anolidae. The transcript is spliced from 2 exons.
GGGCUAGCUCAAUGUGGGACGUGAGCAUGGGAAGCAGCCAGGGCUUUGCAGACCUCCCAGCACCGAAGGGAAGGGAAAUGCGAAAGGAGCCCGGUGCCCGGCCCAAGAUCCAAACGAGCCUGACGCGGGUGGAGGAGAGUGACGACGAAGGGGAAAAGCCUCCGAGAAUCUCGGCUACGCUCCCAACUGAGACCCUGGUGCCCCUGGCGAAUGCCGGGCGUGGCACAGGACAAAGGGAAGCAGCAGCGGGGCCCACUGGCCCGCAAGGGGGCUUGCGACGGGCGGAGGAUUGGGGAUUGCCACCACAGGGACCCCUACCGAGACGAGAGGAACUAAGGAUCGAGUUUGGGGGAGAGUCCUCUGAACUGGAUUUUUUCCUGACCACGGUGAGGGGCUAUAUGGAGGACAAUGCCCACACUUUUAGAACGGAAUCCAGCCGGGUACGGGCCAUUGGUGCAGUGUUGAAGAGGGGAGCGGCCAGCUGGUACGUUCAACUACACGCGCGGCGCGACCCAUGUCUGGGGUCACUCCGACGCUUUAUGGGGGCCCUGGAGACCCGUUUCCGAGAUCCACUGGAGCAGAUCCGGGCGAGGGAGGAGUUGAAGACCGUCUCCCAGGGGCAGAGGUCGGUGUCUGAGUAUGCGGAGGAGUUCCAAUGCCUCGCUGAAAAGGUGCCGGAAUGGUCUGCAGUGACAAAGAUAGAACUCUUCAAAGAGGGGCUCAGGCGGGAGAUCCUCUCCUGGGCGGUGCAUCGUGAUGAGCCUGACACACUGCGCGGAUGGAUUCAGCUGGCGGGGCGCAUCGAGACAUCGCUGGCCCAGGCGAGGAGGCACCGAGGAGGGCUACAGCAGCGGCCGCAGAUGAAAGAGGGGAGCCGGAAGGAGGGAUCAACCCCAGCCGGGAGGAGAACGGAGCCGACAGGGAACGUGAGCACCAGCAGGAGGGGCUGCUUCGUGUGCGGCCGUUUGGGCCACAGGGCUGCCGAGUGCUGGCAGAGAAAAGGGGAAGGCGGAGGCCCGCCCAAACCAAGAGCCGUGGCAGGGAAACGCGCCGAGGAAGAACCACCGAUGAGGCACCACUCGGGGGGGUUGGACGAAGGGGAGGAGGACGCCAUGUCAGAACCCUGCUACUAGAGCCUGGAUGUGGCUCUGAGUUUCAGGGUCACUGACAUUGAUAAGACACCUGCGUCCCAGGACUCGGAGGAGAAACGGCUGAUGGACUUGGCGGGGAAUUUGCGCGGGGUUUUACUGAGCGGGAAGAGACUGUUCAAAUGAGGGGGAGGGUAUAUAAAGGAGGGUUGGCCGGAGCCUCCCAUUCUUGGCUUUUCUGAUGUUCAUGUUUCCUACAGUAAAAGUUCCUGGUGAUACCACAAA